UCUGAAAUAAAAUGAAGUUUGCAAAAUCAUCUAAAGAGAAUGUCCUCGAGAUGAACUUAAGCAAGAUGAACCAGACUAGGAAUAACAAAAGACCCAUCCACAACGACUCUGUGGAACUAGAUGCAGACAAUUUUGAAGAAUCUUGUCUUACUGAGUUAUCUAAGAAGAUGCCACCUAGCCGUUAUCUCUCUUUCAAGAAUUCUGAGAAUAAUGUCUGAUAUCUCAGCAAACAGAAAAGCUCAGAUUCUUCUCACAGAAGCAAGAUUACUCAGAGCUCUUUCACAGACACGAUGCUAGCACACCAGAACAAGAUCAUUAGGACUAGUCAGAAGUCUAGGAAGGGAAAAGUUACUAACCACUUAAUGAAGACUAAUAGUGAAUUAACAGAUACAAAGAAUUUAUUUAAAGAGAACCUACCUCAAUGCUUAUCAUUUCAGGAAAGAACCAACAAGUGCACAAAGCUAAAAACAAAGAUGAAAUAUAAAGAUGUAUACUCAUUAAGAGAUGAGAUUGAGGCACCUCCUAAUAUGGAUAUUGCCUCUUUAGAAGCCACCACAGAUAUUAACUCUAAAAGACUGAGUAGUAAUACGGUCUAUGAUUACCAGCUCUCAAUGUCAGAUAAGCAUAAAUUUAUGUCAGAGAACAACCCUGAACCGGAAUGGGACAAGAAGCGAUGCAGCUUAUUCAUACCUAACACAAAGACAUAUGUUCUCAGUAAAUCUCCGGUAGAUGAUCAGAGUCGGAACAGUAUGCCCCAGAAUAAAAAUAUGUACACAAAGAAGAAAUCUCGAAAGAUGACCUCCAGCUUCAAGAAAUCAACUCCAAAUACCAAGAAAAAGAGAAAAGCUGAUAAGAAAGGCAGGCUUGGGGAGGAUUACAGCUCAAUGGGUAGUUUCUACACUCCAAGAAUCAACAGAAAUAAAUCCAAUGCUUCUGUUUGUAUUCCUACUUUUAAGAAGAGUGCAAUAAAAUUGACUGAAAGAAAAUCUAUGUUCCAAGAUCAAUAUAAAUAUAAAAGCAAGAAGUACAAACAGAAGGAGAAGCUGCAACAAGACCACAGAAUGUUCCAAAAAUAAACUGAAUCGGAGAAAAUCAGAGAUUGGUUGUAGCUCCUCUACAACCCUCUUGAAAUCUACCAAGGGAGCUACAAAGCCUCUCUUCAAGUUAUUUGGAGGUGAAACUCUUAAUCAAACUGUUAAGAAAGAUAAUAAGAUUCAAAGCUUGAAACAAAGUUUGAAGAAGAGAGUCAUGGAGUAUAAGACAAUGCAUAGUAUAUGCAUUAACCAGAAAGACACUGGGGAUAAAAUUAACUUGAACAAGUCAAUGAGGCCAGGAAGGAUAAUACCCAUCAGUAAGGCAGUCACUAAUUGUCCAAACUCGAAACUUUUAUGAAAAUGUACAAAGUUUAGUGACCUUGAAGCACCUUAUAUUUAUUGAACUAAGAGUUAUGUGUGGCUUGCCAAUGCAUUCUGACAUUCCACCCCAGGAAGUUUCAGUAUCAGUAACAACAGAGAACUACAAAAAUUGAUAAAAGCUUAUAACAAAUGAUCAAAUAUGGAGAUAGAGAAAGCGACCGAAGAUCAAAUUCGGAAGGAUAUUGUCCGAACAUUUUCAAAUAACUCAGGGUGUCACUCCAUGUACAAGGUCCUAUCAGCUUACUCUAACCUUACUAAGAUGCAGAAUGAUCGACUUAAAAAGAAGGAAAGUGAGCCAGUACUAGCUGCAUAUGAAUCUGAGUUAAGACAGUGAGAAGAAACUCCCAGAUUCAUUAGCAGAUCUGAUAUUUUUAACAAUAACGAGAGUUCUGCUCAUACCGAAGUACAAGAAAGCUUCUGUGAAAUUUCCUUUGAAGACAACACUCAGUAUGUCCAAGGGAUGAACUUUAUUGUCGGAAUUCUGUGACACCAUCUCAGCCCAGAGCUAGCAUUUUGUUUAUUCGUCAAGCUAAUGAAGGAUUAUGACCUUGAGGAUAAUUACACUCCUGGGCUAUGAGGAUUUACUAAAAAGUCUGAAACAUUAACAAAUUUAAUCAAAAUAUAUCUGCCAGAUCUCUAUGAUUUCUUCGAAAGAAAGAGCAUCUUUCUUGAAAUGUUCACUGUGGAGCUCAUAAUGGGCCUCUGAGGGAGCAUCCUCCCAUUUGACAAUCUGGUUCGAUUUUAUGACUACUUCCUUUCGUACAAGUGGGACUACUUCUACGGCUUUAUCAUAAUGUUCCUGAAAGAAAUCCAAGGUGUGUUAAUGAGUAAAGAAGACCCUGCUGAAAUAAUUCAGAUUCUGAAGGAAUAUACAUUCAAUAAAACAUACAAGCAAGGCCCGAACAACAGAGAGCCUUAUCAGGAUGGUAAGAUGAGCCUAUCUUGGUCUCUGAUACUUUCAAAUGCUCUGGACUGGGUCCGUGAUUACAAAGUCUCAAGAUAGACCAAAUUAAUUUAACGGAUAAACUUAGGAUUUCUCAUUUA
Messenger RNA from Moneuplotes crassus, 2459 nucleotides. The record is from the annotation of a GenBank genome assembly. Lineage: Eukaryota; Ciliophora; Spirotrichea; Euplotida; Euplotidae.